Messenger RNA from Oxyura jamaicensis (ruddy duck), 6554 nucleotides. RefSeq names its product von Willebrand factor D and EGF domains (gene VWDE). Gene Ontology annotation, biological process: anatomical structure development. Gene Ontology annotation, cellular component: extracellular region; cell surface. Lineage: Eukaryota; Metazoa; Chordata; Aves; Anseriformes; Anatidae. Gene Ontology annotation, molecular function: signaling receptor binding; calcium ion binding. The transcript has 30 exons. Bases 104 to 5626 code for a protein of 1840 amino acids. The record is from RefSeq and is a predicted model, not a curated record.
CCCGCCGCGGCCCCCUCGGGAGGGGCGGCAUUAAGGCAUUAAGGGGGUGGGCGCCGGGAGCCGCCACAACCACGGCGGCUGCGGAGCGGAGAAGGGCCGGGCCAUGGCGGGGGGCGGCCUCUGGCUGUGCGCGGCCGUGCUGGGCUGCCUGGCCGCCGCCACCGCCCGCCGUCCAGUUCUUGAAUGCCAUCCCGGUGGACAUCAGAUCCUGCAGAGCCCUUACCGAAGUGUCGAUUUUGAUUCAUCCCACAUCCAGCAGUCAGCUAUUCAGGAUUUAAUAUGUGACCAUUCCCUAACACCAGGCUGGUAUCGCUUUAUGAUUUUUGAUAAGCCUGCUGAGAUGCCGACCAAGUGUGUGGAGAUGAAUCACUGUGGUACUCAAGCACCUGUCUGGUUAUCUCUGAGGGAGUCAGAAUCCAUGCCUCAACCGGGUGAGAUCAAGCAGUUAACAGCCUGUGCGACAUGGCAGUUUUUCUUCAGCACUUCAAAAGACUGUUGUCUUUUCCGAAUCCCUGUCAGUGUGAGGAACUGCGGAGACUUCUUUGUUUACCUGCUGCAGCCCACCCAAGGAUGCAUGGGGUAUUGUGCAGAAGGUAAGCUGGCUCCUUCAUCUCCAUCUGUGUCACCACCACUACCAGACAUUCCUGAGGUUGUAGCAGAGUUGAUCAAAGGCAGCAUUUAUCUAAGGUGUACCUUUGACGUUCCUUUUGCAAACAGCUCGGUUGGAUUUGUUGUGACUUGGUCAAGACUUUCUCCUGAAGGUAUCAAAGAGGAACUGAAACGUGAGACAGCAGUUCGUGCAUUCUCACUUUUAGAGCUAGAUGGGAUAAACGUCAGACUUGGAGACAGAGUCUACUGUAGCAGUUCUGCUUUUUUUGUGGAAAAGCCAGGUGUGCAAAGUUCUUCAGCUGAGAGCAAGGAAUUUUUUGCUGGCAUUAAGAUACAUCCAGAAACAUAUGAUAUAUCAGAAGAUGGCAAGGAAUACAGGCUGGCAAUAGAAAGUAGAAUUCCUAUUCCUUGCCCUGAAUUUAACCAGCUUGAAAGUGACUGUAAAAUAUCACUAACAUUGAGUACUGUUGAUGAAGGUAAAGAGCAGUUAGGUUUAAACUUGGCUCUUUCUUCUUGUCAUGUGGAUCUUCUCCAGAAACCCUGCAAUAAUGGAAUCUGUAGUCAAGCUAUAAUUUAUUUCACUGCUGUGACAGACUUUAUGCAGGAUGGAGACAGAAUUACCAGAAUUGCUGUUGAACCUAUAUCCAGUGAGAAUUUUCUGUGGAAUGGCUAUGUUCCAGAAAGCAUACAGAUUACAGUGAAGGAUCUACCAACUGCCUACUGCUACUCAUUUACUGACCCUCAUAUAAUUACAUUUGAUGGAAGACUUUAUGACAAUUUUAAAACUGGAACAUUUGUUCUCUCUAAGAGCAUGUCUCGAGAUUUCGAAGUUCAUGUUCGCCAGUGGGACUGUGGAAGUCUUCACUAUCCAGCAUCCUGUAACUGUGGCUUUGUUGCCAAAGAAGGGAGUGAUAUAAUUGCAUUUGACAUGUGCAGUGGUCAGCUACAUGAGUCACAGCCACACUUGUCUGUAAUAAGUAGAGACACGACAGGAAGCCAUGUCAGAAUCACUGAAUCCUACCUAGGAAGGAAAGUAACAGUUUUGUUUUCUUCUGGAGCUUUCAUUCGUGCUGAUGUGAGUGAAUGGGGGAUGAGCAUAACACUUAGGGCACCCAGUUCAGAUUACAGAAAUACAAUGGGACUCUGUGGCACCUUUGACGGAAUUGCAGAGAAUGACUAUCACACUACCGGUGGGGUGGAAAUCCCAAACAAUUCUAAUGCUCCUUUUUCUUUUAUUAAGGAAUGGAGAAUUCCACCAGGAGAUAGCUUGUUUGACAGGAUACCGGCUUCUUUACCAUCUUCUAGGAAAACAGCCUUCUGUGACUGCACACUUGAAGUUGCUGGAUUAUAUCGAUCCGUGAAUAAACUAGAGGCAGUCUCUAAAUCAGAACUUCCUCUGUCUUGCAAAGAAAGUGAAAAUGGUAGAUUUCUUUCUUUGAUACCAGGACUGGAUGUCACUGCUGAGUAUCUCAGUCCUGUUGAGCUUGUCAGAGGCUUAAAGAAACGUUCACCUGCACAUGAAAUGGAUUCCUCUACACUUGUGCAGAGGGAGGAUAAUCAAACCAAACUUCACAAACCUUCACUAGUAAACACACGUGUCUCUGCAAACUCAGAGGUCAGUUUUGGUGCAGAAAGAGAAGAAACUUCAAGAUCAGGUGUGAAAAUAAUUUCUCCCAGUUACAGUAGUAAUCUUCAGGAAAGUCAAUCUAUUACAAGUAGAGAAAAGCGCCAAAAUUAUUAUGAAUAUCAUCCAGUAUUUCUAUUCCAAAGUCUUAGCCAAACAGACUUGGAGGGCUAUAGGUACUUUUUCCCAGAGGACCACGCCACUGACACAGACCAGAAGUUUCUUCCUUCUUGGCCCACACCUUCUGGCCUCACUGAAUCUAGAGCUUUGGGACUGUGCCAGCAAGCAAUAGCCAAUUCCAGUAUAGGAAGAUCUUGUGGUGGCCUUCUUGGCAGGCGAAUAGAAGAUGCGAUCAGUAUGUGUAUUAAAGAUUUGCUGCUGAAAGAUGACCUCAGAUGGGCAGAAGCUUCUUUAGCUCUUUUAGAGAAUGAAUGUGAAAAGAGAGUUUUAGAAGAAAUAAAUGACAAUCAAGAAGAGCUUCAAGGUUCUGUUGAGAACCUACUUAUUGCACUGAAAUGUCCCGGUCUCUGUAGUGGUAACGGAGAAUGUACAGACUGGGGUUGUGCCUGCUUUCAAGGCUAUGGCUCAUAUGACUGCAGCAUACUAUCUGACCAGGCUCCAGAAAUUUUGGAGCUGGAAAAUGCUGGGCUAUGCGAUAUUCGGCAGUAUGACUGCACAUCAGUGAGAGUUUUUGGACGUGGCUUCAGGGAGUCAUCAAGUCUGAAGUGUGAAAUUAUCAAGUUGCAGUAUAGUGAUAGCCAAUGGAUUCCUGGAGAACCUCUAACUAUGUCAGCUGCCUUCCAAAAUGCCAGGACUGUCGACUGCCAGUUACCGAAUGAUGGCCAGCAGUCUGAUGCCAUGGAUCUGGUUGAUGAUAAACCCAUUGCCUGGUGGCAAAUAAAGAUUUCUAAUGAUGGAUUCAUUUAUAGCAACUCUAAAACAAUGAUCAUAUAUGAUGGAGCCUGUCAGACAUGUGAAUCACAGGAAUCUGGGUUAUGUACGCUAAAGGAGAAAACAUGCAACAUAAAUGGACUCUGUUAUGGUGAAGGUGACACAAAUCCAACCAGCCCUUGCUUGCUGUGCAGACCUGACAUCUCAAGGUUAACGUGGUCAGUUGUUGAAAACAACCAACCUCCAGUGCUUGAAACUUUUCAGGAUAUGCUACAGACUUUUUAUGGAGAAGACUUUGUAUAUCAGUUCUUGGCUUCAGAUCCAGAGGGCUCUGCUAUUCAUUUCACAUUGAAGUCUGGUCCUGAAGGUGCCAGUCUUUCCCCAUCGGGUCUCCUUUUAUGGAAAGCUGUGUCAAAGAAUCCCCAUAAAUUAACAUUUUCUUUGACAGAUGACUGCAAUGCGGAGACUAAGGUAGAAAUAGAGGUCAGGGUAAAAUCGUGUGAUUGCCUAAAUAAUGGCUCAUGUGUGACAAACAUUAAUUUCCCACCUGGAAGUGGAAGAUACCUCUGUGUGUGUGUGGCUGGAUUUGAAGGUGAUCUCUGUCAAGUGAAUACUGAUGACUGUAAACUUAACCAGUGUGGUAUUGGCAGAUGUGUGGAUGGAAUAAACAGCUAUUACUGUGAAUGUCCACCUGAACUUCAAGGUAAAAAUUGUCAGGAAGAUGUAGAUGAAUGCCUUUCUGGUCCUUGCUUUCCUGGAGUAUUUUGCUUCAACACUUUUGGUUCUUACUAUUGUGGUCCAUGCCCGAAUAAUCUACAUGGAGAUGGGAAAUCCUGUUAUGAAAUCUUUGAAGACAUUUCUGUUGAAAGAAAGGAUUCCACAGGAGAAGUUGAAGGUUUUCAACAGUCAUCCUUUGUCAAGGUUUUCAGCAUCUCAAGCUAUAUUCCCAGUUCUACAGAUGUCCCUGAGAGAUUUAUUUCUAUAGAAAUGGCCAGUAGCAGCACUCCACCUGCCUCCACAGUAAAAACAGUCACCUCUUGGAAGUCAUUUAAUUCUCAGAGAAGUGCUUCUGUACAACCAGCUGUUACUGGAAACGUUGCUCACGCUCUCAGCACCACCGACAGUCACCUUACCAACACAGAAGGGAGUUCCUCAGUAAACACUGCGGUGACCACUUCAUCAAGGAGCCAUGCUGUAUCACCUGAGAAGAAAACAAGGGCACAAGUUGAGCCCUACAGUUAUUCUGAGACUCACAAGAAGGCUUCUUUUAGCAGCACAACAGAUACAAGCAAAGAGCUUUCUUUGCCAAACAAAGUAUUCAGAGGCAGAAAUGCUCACAGGGUUCAGUACCUGUUAGCCAAGCAUAAAGCAAGUCCUUUACCUGUUGUUCUUGUUAAAGUGACUGUCCCACCAAAAAUGCUUCCUGAAGAUUCUGAUGAAAUCAUGGUUCCUAAAGCAGUAACCUGUGCUAAUUUACCCUGUUUUCCUGGAGUACCUUGUGAGCCAGGUCACGAUGGAAGUGUCAAGUGUGGUCGUUGUCCUUAUGGUUAUUAUGGAGAUGGCUUCACUUGCAGAGCACUAUGUAGACAAACAUGUGGCAAAAAUAUGGAGUGUGUGGCGCCCAAUAUUUGCAAAUGCAAGCCUGGUUAUGCUGGUUAUAACUGUCAGACUGCUCUAUGCAGGCCUGAUUGCAAAAACCAUGGGAAGUGCAUUAAGCCCAAUGUCUGUGAAUGUCUAUCAGGAUUCAGUGGCUCCACUUGUGAGGAAGCACAGUGUAAACCACCCUGUAAAAAUGGAGGCACGUGCUUGGCCAGAAACCUCUGUACCUGCCCAUAUGGUUUUGUGGGACCAAGAUGUGAUACAUUGGUUUGCAACAGGCACUGUGAAAAUGGUGGUGAAUGUCUCUCUCCAGACACCUGCCAGUGUAAACCUGGAUGGUAUGGACCUACAUGCAGUACAGCAAUGUGUGAUCCUGUGUGUCUUAACGGUGGCUCCUGUACUAAGCCAGAUGUUUGCCUCUGCCCACGUGGAUUCUUUGGUGCCCAGUGUCAGAAUGCUGUCUGCAGCCCGCCUUGUAAGAAUGGUGGUCAUUGCAUGAGAAACAAUAUCUGUACUUGUCCUGAUGGCUACACAGGCAGAAGAUGUGAAAAAAGUAUCUGUGAGCCAAGGUGCAUGAACGGAGGAAGAUGUGUAGGGCCAAACAUUUGCUCUUGUCCUUCAGGGUGGGGAGGAAAAAGAUGUAACACACCCAUCUGUCUUCAGGAAUGUAAGAACGGAGGAGAAUGUAUUGGACCAAGCAUGUGCCAUUGUCCUCCGCAGUGGGAAGGAAUCCAGUGUCAAACACCUGUGUGCAAUGAGAAAUGUCUGUUUGGAGGCAAGUGUGUGUCACCUAACGUAUGCUCUUGUCGUCCUGGUUACACUGGAGUCCUCUGUGGGAAGAGAGUUCAGGUACAAAGACAUCAUGGAAGAAGAAAAGAAGUAUACCACUUAAAUGCUGCAUAGAUGCAUGAGACUUGAAAAUACCAAGAAGUUUUGAAGGCAUUCAUAGAGUUUAUUUAAAUGAAAGGAAUAUCCAGAACACUAUUUUAAAAAAAAUCAUGUUACAGUCAUGAAUUUUUGAAGAGCUUUAGUACAACAAUCUUGUAGUAAUUGUAACACGUGUUUCUAUAUUUUUUUGCUACCUCAGAGCCUCUGAUUCUUCACUGGACUCACAGAUUUCAUGAACCAUGCACACCCAAAACUCUUCAGUCUGUUGAUGUAGUCAGCUGGACUAUCUUCCCAUUUUGGGAGUGAGACUGUAAUAUCUGCUGAGCAUCUCCAGGAAAGUAGGCAACACAUAAUCACUUGUGAAUACUACAUUCUGGUUUUAAAUGUUGUUUACAUGGAUAUUAUUUGGCUGCAUAGAGAAGAAAAAGCAGAGGUAUUUUUUCUUCAUCUUGUAUUUGCAUUGCUCUGACUUCCUGGUAGUGAGGAAAAAGGGGGAACCCAAAACAAAACUUCAGUAGUAGCAGUGCAGGCAGAGCCUUACGUCUCACGAACAGUCAACCAGCAGCAGAAUAAUUCUGGUUUCAAGGUAAUAAGCCUUCUUCAUUACUUACACACACACUCACGUGAGUAGAGGAUGAAUGCUGUGUCCGUAAGACUUUUGCUCCUUUUUUCAAAUAGCAUUUGGAAAGAUGAGGAAAUAAAGUCUUUUAGAGAAAAAUGACAAUGUUUUACUCAGAGAUGUCCCAUGCUGAGCCUUAAAAUAGGAACUGACAAGAGUAGGCAUUUGCUGUAGGUCGUGCCAUCUGCAUAUAUCAAAUCAGAAACUGUUUGCAAGCACACCAUAUGGAUAUUUUUUUUCACAUUACCUAUUGUUCCAACCAAUUGUUAUCACCAACCCUAAGCCAGAUAACUUUUGAGCAAAUAAAAUUCUAGUUUUUCUGAA